CUUGGACACACAUCCAUGCUUAAUAGUUCUUCAUUUCGAUUUUCGAUCUCUUCUCUAAGUAAAUAGGGCAUUUCACACUCUUAACACAAGCUCGCAAUUACACACAGUCUGAGAUUAGAGAUUUAAUUUCCUCUAGCAAUGGCAGACCCUUCCGCCUCUACCCCUCCAGUCUCUACUCCUCCCGCCUCUACCCCUCCUGCCUCUACCCCUCACAUUGAUAAACCCCAAGAGUUCAGUAGUGGGGUACAGGAGAAUAAUCCUUUGGAGCCCGUUCCACCAUUUCAAAGCGGUGAAGGUUUGCCUUAUGCUCCUACAAAUUGGCCAAAUCCUGGUGAUACUUGGGGUUGGAAGGUCGGAAGGAGGUUCAGCACUUUCGGGUACUAUACUGAUAGAUUUUUGUAUCUUCCAAGAAGUCUUCACAAGCCCAGCAUUCCGAAACAGUUCGCAAGCAAGCUAGCAGUUGAACGUUAUAUUCGGUCUGAAUUCCCAGAUGCUGACAUUGAUGCAUUUUGGGCCUCUUUCAGUUGGAAGGUCCCUGCACUGAAGAAUUUAACUGGAGUGGAAGCUACACCACCAAGUGUAGCGAAGGUUACCCCACCGAGUGCAAUGUAUGUUACCCCGCUGAGUGCAGUGUAUGCUACAUCGCCGAGUGCAGAGAAGGCUGAAGAAGAAGGCAAAGAAGAAAACCCUGUUGCUACGAAUAGAAAAAGGAAACAUACAGCAGCUAAAUCAUUAGGUGAUCGACGAACUCGACAGUCUCUUCGACAGGCAGUCCCAGCUACUAAAGAUACAAGUGGAGUAAAUGGAAAUGAAGAGUUAACAUCAAAUGGUCCAAGAAAAGAUAUGAAGAGCACAGCUGACUUUGAGGAUGAUCAACCUGACAAUGGUUCAUUUGCUGGAAGCGAUUCGCCAUCUGAAUGUGUGCCUGAGGACUUCAAUAACUAUCUUGAUUCUUUGGUUGACAAUCUUGCCCAUCCUGCAACCGGUAAUUCUCUUGCCCAAGAAAAUGAAUUGGCUCAAAAUCAAAUCCCCCACAAUGAGGCCAAUGUUGCUUCCCUCGAUAAAGAAAAGGAAAAAUUUACCCAGCAGCUUCAGGCAGAAAUAAAUUCCAACUUAUCAGCCGUCCAAGAAAUUGAUAAGCAAAUUGCCCAGCUUCAAUCCCAGCGAGCAACGCUUAUAAGAACAAUCGAGACUAAGAAGGGUUUAAUAGCUAAGUUAGCCAUUGCUGAGCAGAAGGUGGCAAAAGAUACUCAGGGAUGACCGAAUCAAGUUGAGUUAAAACUCCAAAAAUCCUGAAUGAAAGCUGAAGAAAAUGAUUGCAGGGAAGCAAGAGAUAGAAGUCGUUGCUAAAGUAGAUCCAGCUAAUGUUUUUGCAGCUUAGACUGAUUUUCUGAUGAUGAUGUUGCUAUAGCUUUAUUGUGGAUGGAACUUUUGAUUUCAUUGCUAUGCAUCCAUCUCGUGUUAAAUUAUGAUGUACUUGGAAACUCUUCACUAUGGACCAACUGAUUCCUGAAAAUACUGUUAUCUUAC
Pistacia vera is the source of this 1530-nucleotide messenger RNA. RefSeq lists its product as uncharacterized. NCBI's taxonomy places the organism in Eukaryota, Viridiplantae, Streptophyta, Magnoliopsida, Sapindales, Anacardiaceae. The transcript is spliced from 5 exons. The record is from RefSeq and is a predicted model, not a curated record. The coding region runs from base 139 to 1260 and encodes 373 amino acids.